AUGGCAUAUAUUUGCUCUCGCUGUAUUAGAUGCUUUUCAACCGUGCGAGCUCUUAGCCAGCACGAACAGAAUUCACCGGCACACAUGAUAACAUUCGACUGCGACCUUUGCAACCGAUCGUUCUCAAGCGAGAAAGCUCUUCGCCAACACGAAGAGAACUCACCAGCACAUAUCCCUUCAUACAAUUGCGACCUCUGUGACCGUUCCUUCUCGAGCGAGCGCGCACUCUCUCAGCACGAGCAAGACGCACCCGCACAUGCGCCAUCUUACGACUGCGACCUCUGCAACCGUUCUUUCUCCAGUAAGCGGGCUCUUCAACAACAUAAAGAGGAUUCUCCGGAUCAUGCUCCUUCGUACGUUUGCGGCCUCUGCGACCUUUUCUUUUCAAGCGAGUCGGCGCUUGCGCAGCAUGAGCGAGACUCACCUGCACAUGCACCUUCGCAUGACUGCGACCUCUGCAGCCGUUCGUUCUCAAGCCGAUAG
Molecule: messenger RNA, 483 nt
Organism: Aplosporella prunicola CBS 121167
Lineage: Eukaryota; Fungi; Ascomycota; Dothideomycetes; Botryosphaeriales; Aplosporellaceae
Exons: 1
Coding region: 1-483 (160 amino acids)
Biological process (GO): regulation of transcription by RNA polymerase II
Cellular component (GO): nucleus
Molecular function (GO): sequence-specific DNA binding; DNA-binding transcription factor activity, RNA polymerase II-specific
Source: RefSeq, a predicted model, not a curated record